UGUUAAACUACGUCAACACCGCCAUGACCUUAUCCCACAAUGCAGCGGGAUGGUGAAGGCGCGUUAUCGGUGCAUGGCGGGGGGCAAACGGACAGGACUGAAUUCGGUAGCUAAUAAACACCGAGGAGGUUGUGAGCCAGUCAGUCAGUCAGUCCCGUUGUUGUCUCUGUCAGCUCUGACCGUCUAGUGUUUUCAACCAGACAUGGCGCCUUUCGGUCUGUUGUUUUCUGGCCUUUUGAAAAAGUCAUUGAGUCUUUUCUCCGACGCUUCCAGUCUGAUAAGGGUCGUCAAUGUAAUCCCAGCUGUAAAGAGUUUCACCACCAGUGCCGGCGCUCCCCCUAAGAGGCCCCUGAACGGAUACAUGAGAUUUGUGAAACAGCAACAACCUCUCGUUGUCAGGGAGUAUCCAGAUGUCAAAGCUGUCGAUGUGAUAAGGAAGAUUGCACACCAGUGGAGAACUCUGACAGCAGACCAGAAACAGCCUUUUCAACAGUUGUCAGUGGUUGCCAGGGAGCAGUUUAAGGUGGACAUGCAGAGGUACCAGUCACAGCUUACACCUGCACAGGCUGCUGCUCUGAAACAGGAGAGGAGACGGAGGCUGGCCAAGAGGAAAGCCAUCAGGAGGAAGAGGGAGUUGAACAGUCUGGGCAAACCCAAACGUCCCCGGUCGUCCUUUAACAUCUUCAUGGCAGAACACUUUGAGGAGUCCAAAGGGACGACCACGCAGGGCAAGAUGAAGAUGCUGCGGGAGGACUGGACCAAACUGUCAACCUCACAGCAACAAGUCUACGUGACUGACUCUCUGUGCUCUGCAGGUCUACGUGCAGCUGGCGGAGGAUGAUAAGGUGCGCUAUAAGAAUGAGAUGAAGUCCUGGGAGGAACACAUGAUGGAUAUCGGACGGGAGGACCUGAUCAGACGGAAAGAGACCCACAAGGAUAAAACGGCUACUAAAGGAGGCAAACAGAAAUCCAAAGUGAAAGUGGUGAAGACUAAAUCUGUAGGAGCUACGACAGCGAGGAGCGGGAAAAAGGCCUGAGUUGUUCUGGAGAAGAAGGGUGCUGUUAUAAAGGAAAGUUACCGUCCCAAAUAAAAUGUAUUUUGUUUA
Molecule: messenger RNA, 1106 nt
Organism: Salmo salar (Atlantic salmon)
Lineage: Eukaryota; Metazoa; Chordata; Actinopteri; Salmoniformes; Salmonidae
Product: transcription factor A, mitochondrial
Biological process (GO): regulation of transcription by RNA polymerase II
Source: RefSeq, a predicted model, not a curated record